UGGAUUUGCCCCCCCCCCCCCCCCCGAGGCGUAUUCGGAGGCUGAAACCCUCCCCGUUGCGCUCCGGCUGGCUCCAGCCCGUGCGGGUCUGGCCACCUCGUCAAGGUCGUUUUUAAUGAGCUUGUUUGCAAACUCAUUUCCACCACGGCACAGACAGAGCCCGCAGCACUGGCCGGGGCAGCCCCCGGUCCCCAAAACGUCCCCGGGAUGGAGCCCCCCAGCCCCGAGGUGCCCCCGGGGGGGCUGCGGGAUGAGCAGAGGGUGCUGGUGUCGGCGCACAGCUGGCGGCCCUGCCCCAAAGCACGCAGGAGGCUCCGAGGGUGCUUGGAGCUGGUGAAGCAGCAGCUCUUCCGCGUGGGCGAGGACUGGUACUUCCUCUUCGUCCUGGGGGUCCUCAUGGCCCUCAUCAGCUUCAUGAUGGACCUCAUCGUCUUCAGGCUCUACGAGGGUAACGAGGGGGCUCGAGCCCCAAAACCGGGCAGUGGGAUGGGGAGGGAGGUGUGUGUGGGGGGUGUCUCUGGGGGCAGCACCCCUCCCGGCACUUUUUCUCCAGCCCACAGGUGGCUCUACCAAGAGGUUGGGGAUUAUUUGGUGCUCAAGUACCUCUCAUGGACCAUCUACCCCGUGGCCAUGGCCGCCUUCUCCACUGGCUUCUCCCAGAGCAUCACACCGCAUUCAGGGGGCUCCGGCAUCCCCGAGCUCAAGACCAUCCUGACCGGCGUGGUGCUGGAGGAGUACCUGGCCAUCAAAAAUUUCGGGGCCAAGGUGGUGGGACUGACCUGCACCCUGGCUUGUGGCAGCACCAUUUUCCUCGGCAAAGUGGGUCCCUUCGUGCACCUCUCCGCCAUGGCCGCAGCGUAUCUGGGGAAGAUGCGGACGUCAGUCACGAGGGAAUAUGAGGACAAAUUCAAGCAGAACGAGAUGCUGGUGGCAGCGCAAGCCGUCGGCGUGGCCACGGUUUUUGGGGCGCCCAUCAGUGGGGUGCUGUUCAGCAUCGAGGUGAUGUCGUCCCACUUCGCCGUGCGGGAUUACUGGCGUGGCUUUUUCGCCGCUACCUGCGGCGCCUUCAUGUUCCGCCUCCUCGCCGUCUUCAACAGCGAGCAAGAGACCAUCGCGGCACUUUUUAAGAGCGACCUCAAGAUUGAUUUCCCCUUUGACCUGCCGGAGACCUUCUUCUUCAUGGUUUUGGGGGCCAUCUGCGGUGCCAUCGCCUGCGCCUACCUCUUCUGCCAGCGCUGGCUGCUGGCGGCCGUCAGGGAGAACCGGCUCACGGGCAGGCUGCUGGCUACCGACAAGCCCCUGUACUCGGCGCUGGUGGUGCUGCUGCUGGCCUCCAUCACCUUCCCUCCGGGCCUGGGGCAGCUGAUGGCCUCCAGGCUGUCCAUGAAGGAACACCUCAUCUCGCUCUUCGACAACCGCACCUGGGGGGUGCUGGCCCAAAACGCCUCGGCGGCCCCCGCGGUGCCCGGGGACCCGCAGCGCCUGUGGCAGGAGUGGUGCCACCCCUCCGCCACCAUCUUCGGCACCUUGGCCUUCUUCCUGCUGUUGAAGUUCUGGAUGCUGACCCUGGCCACCACCCUGCCCCUGCCCGCCGGGUACUUCAUGCCCAUCUUCAUCUAUGGAGCUGCCAUCGGGCGCCUGACGGGGGAGGUCGUGGCCUCGCUCUUCCCCCAUGGCCUCCGUGUGGAGGCCACCACGCACCCCAUCGUCCCCGGGGGCUACGCGCUGGCCGGAGCUGCCGCCUUUUCGGGGGCCGUCACCCACUCCAUCUCCACCGCCCUGCUGGUGUGCGAGGCCACCGGCCACCUGGCCCACGUCCUGCCCGUGGUCCUGGCCGUGCUGGUGGCCAACGCCAUCGCCCAGAAGUGCCAGCCCUCCUUCUACGACGGCACCAUCAUCGUCAAGAAGCUGCCCUACCUGCCCCGCAUCCGCAGCCGGCACAUGGCCUCCUACCGGGUGGUGGUGGAGGAGUUCAUGGAUCGGCGGGUCGUGGCCGUGGCCAAGGGUGAUGGCUUUGAGGAGGUGCUGGCAGCCCUCAGUGCCACCACCAAUGGGGAAUACCCCGUGGUGGAGAGCGCAGGGUCACCCACGCUGGUGGGCACCGUCAGCCGAGGCCAGCUGGUCACCUUCCUGCAGAGUCACGAGCACCCACGGGCACCCCCAGGGCUGCUGCAGGAGAAGCCAGCCUCCAUGGGGACAGUUGGGGACGACUGCGCCAUCGAGCCCGUCAUGCUGCAGCUCUCACCAUGGACCUCGCUGCACCAGGCACACCACCUCUUCGAGCUGCUGAAGCUGCAGCGCAUCUUCGUCACCCGCUACGGGCAGCUGGCAGGGGCCGUCACGCGCGCUGAGCUGCGGAGAGCGAUCGAGGAGCUUGCCAACCCCAAGUGACUGCCGUUCCCGCUGCUCCAUUGUAGCCAUUAAAUGUUUUUUUUGGGG
Cygnus olor (mute swan) is the source of this 2439-nucleotide messenger RNA. Its product is annotated as chloride channel protein ClC-Kb-like. The record is from RefSeq and is a predicted model, not a curated record. The coding region runs from base 208 to 2391 and encodes 727 amino acids. The transcript is spliced from 18 exons. Gene Ontology annotation, cellular component: membrane. Lineage: Eukaryota; Metazoa; Chordata; Aves; Anseriformes; Anatidae. Gene Ontology annotation, biological process: chloride transport; transmembrane transport. Gene Ontology annotation, molecular function: voltage-gated chloride channel activity.